Molecule: messenger RNA, 789 nt
Organism: Tetrahymena thermophila SB210
Lineage: Eukaryota; Ciliophora; Oligohymenophorea; Hymenostomatida; Tetrahymenidae
Exons: 1
Source: RefSeq, a predicted model, not a curated record
AUGGGUUAUAUCACCUACGAAAAUGAAGUCUAUCAAGAUAUUGAAGAGUAAGGGUAAAAGGGUUUAAGCAGAGUUUUAUACUCUGAUGGUUAAUUAUAUAUUAAGGGUGUCUACUUAAACAACAUUCAAUAAUAAUCACAAAAUCAAAAAAAAGAAAUCAAGCAACUUACUUUAAAUCUCUUUGAUAAAUGUGUGAGUGUUGUACAACCCUUAUUCUAAUUGAACCAAAAAGAAAUAUUCAUUCAAAAAUAAGAAUUUACCUAAAAUCUGGAUUAAUAGAUAUACAGAAUUGAAAAUAAUCCAGAUGCAAAAGAUUUUGCAUAUAACUACUUCUUCAAUAGUUUCAAAGAUUUCAUUGACUUAUCUCAGCAAUAAUAACUAUAGGAAUAGUUAAAAAUUGCAUUAGGAAUUAAAGAUGAAAAGAAAUAAAAAACUUUUAAUCUUUCUAAUUCACUGACUUAAGAUGAAAAAUUUUUAAAAAUCAUGAUAAAUCUGAAGUCAGAUAUAACAGAAUAAUAAUUAGUGUAUUGUGAAGAAAGAUUAGAAUAAAUUAGAAACUUAAAGGAAAUAAACUGUAAAUAGAGUAGUCUUUUAUGCUUAGCAGCAUAUGAUUUACUCAGCAAUUAUUUCCAAGUUAAAAAGAUAGAUAUCAAAUAAAUCGCCUAAAUUACAAAAUAAGUUUUAGACUAAUAAAUUCCAGUUUUGAAAGAGUCUACAAUUAAAAAAUUAUAUAAAACCUUAUAAAAUACAAAAAUAUCAUACACAAAAAGUGAUAAGUUUGUUAUUUGA